This is a messenger RNA of Hyalella azteca, 1152 nucleotides long. RefSeq lists its product as uncharacterized. The transcript is spliced from 9 exons. Bases 1 to 1023 code for a protein of 340 amino acids. The record is from RefSeq and is a predicted model, not a curated record. Lineage: Eukaryota; Metazoa; Arthropoda; Malacostraca; Amphipoda; Hyalellidae.
AUGCAAAAUUUCACCUUGGAUUUGGUUAUAGAGUUCACCAGAUCAUACGGCAACCGGCAGGAAGAAGAUGCUACAAAUGUGGGAGAGACAAGCACUUUAGCAGAGCGUGUCGAAGCGGGAGCUCUGGGGCCAGGUCUUUCCAGGCGCCUGCCGCCUGCACGUAGAGGAAUCAACGAAAUCAUCGACGUCGACGCACGUACGGACUCCAGGGACGAAGACAAAACCGAACCAACUUACUUUAUAGGCGUUAGCGGCAGCCUGCUGCAGGCGUUGGAGGUGCCACAAUACGCCUUCGUGUCGGGCACCGCGACGCUGCGCUGCGUCUACGACAUGAGUGACACCAAACUUUACUCCCUCAAAUGGUAUCACAACAACACGGAGUUCUACAGAUACGUGCCAACAGAGAGGAAUGGGCCGGUCAACAUUGGCCCCACGGACAUCUUCCUACUGCACGAAGUGUCCCGUGACGCCCGCCACGUGACGCUAUCCUUGGGACGCCUGACGGCGGCGGCGACAGGGACGUACAAGUGCGAGGUGCUGGCCGAGCAUCCCUCCUUCAGGACCAAGUCUGCCCAGGCCUUCAUGACGGUCCUCAGUGCGCGCUUGGGCCCGCCAGAAGUAAGAGGCGUGCGCGACAUGUACGAGCCCGAGGACACCAUCGUCGACAAACGCGCAUUUAACUCACCGUCCGAGCCGCAGCCUCGACUCAGUUGGUUCAUUGACGGCAAAGAGGUCGGCUCCCCGCUACUGGAGGUGCUUGGCGGUCACAGACCCGACGGUGGCACGGAAGCUCUGAGCCUCAAACUCCCCGCCCAGCAGGUGGUCGAGGCCGGAGGCAGCGUGCAGGUGGAGUGUCACGUCAGCCUCUGGCCCUUGCAAGACAGAGCCGUCAAAACCCUCAGGGUCAGGAUGAGGGAUAACUUCUUCUCCAUAUCAGGGGCUCGCGGUGGAGGUUGCGACGUUGUGAGCUUCAUGGCUGCAGCGAUGCUUGCUGCGGCGUGUCCAUACUUCGGCAUCAGCUGAAGCUUCGCCUGUUGCCAGGAAGAUUGUUAGAACAAAACCACGCAGUUUGGUAAAAGAUGGCUUAAAAUUUUGCUGGAGGUAAAUCCAUACGCAAUAAUAUUUAUCCACAGAAAAUCGGGAUAUUUCAUU